CACACAGGCGACUACUGCGACGUCUACCUGACGCACGACUCUAUGAGCGUGCGGAAGGAUCACAAUAGUGGCCGAAACCACCUUCGCAAUGUAGUCGACUACUAUCAACAAAUCGGUCACGAGAAGGCUCAGUCCGUCAUCGACUCCAUCACCUCGUCUUACGCCGCCGAAGGCCAGGCCCACGCGAACCCCAUGCUCCCUCAAAACCAACCUGGCCACGGCUUCCCUCCCCCUCCAUUUCCCUUCCCAGGAGGUGCGUCGACCCAUAAUGGCCUUUUUUUCUUUCUUUUUCCUUAUCCUAUUUCGCCAAACUCGGCGAGAACUAUGCAAUGUGGCUGA
This is a messenger RNA of Sodiomyces alkalinus F11, 339 nucleotides long. RefSeq lists its product as hypothetical. The transcript has 2 exons. Gene Ontology annotation, molecular function: zinc ion binding; pre-mRNA 5'-splice site binding. Gene Ontology annotation, cellular component: nucleus; U1 snRNP. Lineage: Eukaryota; Fungi; Ascomycota; Sordariomycetes; Glomerellales; Plectosphaerellaceae. The annotation marks the transcript as partial. The record is from RefSeq and is a predicted model, not a curated record. Gene Ontology annotation, biological process: spliceosomal snRNP assembly; mRNA 5'-splice site recognition; mRNA splicing, via spliceosome.